Oenanthe melanoleuca is the source of this 2285-nucleotide messenger RNA. RefSeq lists its product as uncharacterized. NCBI's taxonomy places the organism in Eukaryota, Metazoa, Chordata, Aves, Passeriformes, Muscicapidae. Gene Ontology annotation, cellular component: cytosol. Gene Ontology annotation, biological process: L-threonine catabolic process; glycine biosynthetic process. The transcript is spliced from 7 exons. Bases 16 to 1221 code for a protein of 401 amino acids. Gene Ontology annotation, molecular function: L-allo-threonine aldolase activity. The record is from RefSeq and is a predicted model, not a curated record.
GGGGAGGUCCCGGCGAUGCGGGCGGUGCUGCGGCGGGGGCGGCUGCCCGGGCCCGGGGGGGUGCCCCGGGGUCCCCCCCUUACCGUGGACCUGCGGAGCGACACGGUGACCCGGCCGUGCGCGAGGAUGCGCCGCGCCAUGGCCCGCGCUGCCGUGGGCGACGACGACUACGGGGAGGACCCGACCGUGAACGAGCUGCAGCGCCUGGCCGCGGGGACUCUGGGGAUGGACUCAGCUCUGUUCGUGCCCACGGCCACCAUGGCCAACCUCAUCGCUGUGAUGUGCCACUGCCAGCGCAGGGGGGCUCAGCUCUUCCUGGGCCGGGACAGCCACCUGCACCUGUACGAGCACGGCGGGGCCGCGCAGGUGGCCGGUGUGCACUCCCAGCCACUGCCGGAUCUGCCCAGCGGCACGUUGGACCUGGAGCAGCUGGAGCUGGCCAUCCGCGAGGCCCAGGGCAGCCGGUACCACCCGCGCCCUGAGCUCAUCUGCCUGGAGAACACGCACAGCUCGGCGGGGGGCCGGGCGAUGCCCCUCACCUAUCUCAGCCAGGUCCGUGGGCUCGCAGACCGUUACGGGCUGCGGGUGCACAUGGACGGCGCACGACUGAUGAACGCAGCAGUGGCACAGGGUGUGGAGCCAGCUCAGAUUGCCCGGCACUGUGACUCUGUGUCCCUCUGCUUCUCCAAGGGCCUGGGCGCCCCGGCCGGGGCGGUGCUGGCGGGGAACAGGGGAUUUGUCAGCGAGGCCUGGCGAGCGCGGAAGGUGCUGGGGGGCGGCAUGCGGCAGGCGGGAGUGCUGGCGGCCGCUGCCCGCCUCGGGCUGCAGCACGGCGAGGUGACACUGCGCGGGGACCACGGCAACGCCCGGCGCUUCGCCGAAGGUAUCCACGCGCUGGACUCUGCCGUCUGCUCCGUCAGCCCGGCAGCGGUGGAGACCAACAUAGUGAUGGUCAGUGUGCGGGGGCCCUGGCCGAGCCCCGCCGAGCUCUGUGCCCGCCUGCGAGCCGUCAGCGAGGAGGAGGUGGCCGAGACCGGGCGGGCUGUCAGCGUGCUGCUGCUCCCCUGGGCGGCACGGACUGUGCGGGCGGUCUGGCACCGCGGCGUCUCGGCCCGUCACACCGAGCUCGCCAGGAGAAAGCUGGAAUUUGUGGCCAGGAAGUGCCAGGAGGAACUGGCCUUGGGGCUGCAUCCAGCGCCUGCAGGCGCUGGGGGAGCCUGAGCGCGCUGCCCGCCCCGCAGCUGCCGCGCUUAGGGCUGGGACCAGCCCCUCCGUGCUCCUGAUGUGUUCCCAGCCAUCCGAAACUUGAUAUCAGCCUCACAGGCAGCCUGACAAACCACAGUCAGCCCAGCCUAGCGGAGAUCCAGGCACCUACCCCAGCCACCCUGUUUGCCACAUGCAAAGCUUGGUUAGCUAAGCCACACGAAUAGCCAGGUACCCAGGUACUUGUCAAGUUGUGGUUCCUUUCACACUUCGGGAGUUUGAAGAGUAUCGAGCCACUGGGUUUUUGGAACCUACAGCCCAGCUUGCUUUUUAAUUCCAUACAGCCCCUAUGUUCCCCUGCUCCCAGACCAACAAAACACUUGCAGUUUCCUUUGAAGCAGGAAAAAUCUUUGUUUUAGCUUCUUCAUUUAAUAUAUCUAAGUCCUUUGUUCUUUUUAUUUUAAGCAGUCCUGAUCUAUUUGUGGGCUACCUUUUAGCUAAGCUAGUAAGAGUUGAAAAAUAGGAAUAAAAUGAGUUUUAGCAUGAUGUGCAUUACUGUGUUUCAGUAACCUUCCUGUUUAUCAUUAGGGCAAAAUAGAAGAAAAUAAUUUCUUCUGAACCUGAUUUCCUUUUCUAGUAUAUAUAAUUUGUUGAUUUCUAGCUCAAGGAGCAUCUUAGUUUAGUCUAUAGUGGGAAAGCUGAGGGAGCAUCAGGAAUUUUAGCACCUGUCAUAUGUGAUGAAGUUCCUGUUUUAUGCUCAUCCUACAUUCAUACCUAGUGAAAAUACAGAUGGUGCUGGUUUGUAUUUCUGAAACCUUCCAUUAGCAGUUUCCAUCUUUGUAGCAGCACCAGUGGGGGGCAGGGGGGGAGUACAUGAACGUUUAUAAUCAGGGUGAAAUCUUUGUCCGUGCUACGUAGGUACGAUAACACAACUUGCAGGAAAGUACAGCUGCCAAUGAAAACAAGUUUCAGCUCUGCUCAUGGAUUUUUUAUCCAGAUGAAUGCUGAUUGUUCAGCAUUACCUAAUGGCCACCUUCCUGCAGAAUUUACAAAAGUAUCUACAAACUGUGUUUUAGCAUAAU